Messenger RNA from Pichia kudriavzevii, 795 nucleotides. RefSeq lists its product as uncharacterized. Gene Ontology annotation, cellular component: mitochondrial large ribosomal subunit. Lineage: Eukaryota; Fungi; Ascomycota; Pichiomycetes; Pichiales; Pichiaceae. The transcript has a single exon. The record is from RefSeq and is a predicted model, not a curated record. Gene Ontology annotation, molecular function: structural constituent of ribosome. Bases 1 to 795 code for a protein of 264 amino acids.
AUGCUAUCAUAUUCUAGAUCCUUUUCUACCACUCGCUCUGCAUCGGCUAUUAAGGCGUCUCUUAUUUUAUCAAGAACGCCGAUUGUUACGCCAGAUGUUCCUGAGUUUGAAAAUGCAUUUUACAACUACCAACAAGAGUUGGAAAAGAGGCUGAUGUGGACAUUUCCGAAAUGGUUUUAUUUCAAGAAAGGUACUGUUGCUGAGAGGGAAUUCACUGAAGCCCAAAAGUAUCCAGUUCCAAACCACAGAGGUGUUUGGUUCCCCAAGGGAACACCAGAUUUGAAGCAUGGUAGAGACAGGAGAUUCAAACAGGAGGUGAUAUUACCUAAGAGAGGCGGAGUUGAAGCGGAGGAAGAAGAUCUGGAUGAUGUCGGUAGAUCCAUUAGACCAAAUCCAAGAAUCACAAAGGCAGAUGAAUCGAACGAUCAAUCUUCACUUGAAAGAAAACUACCAAGAACCCUGUAUUUGUUGGUACAAGAUGGCUCAGGUUCCUGGAAGUUUCCCUCCUUCCCAAGCGACGGGAAAACAGGUCUCCACCAAACUGCUGAAGAAGGGCUAAGAACAAUUGGUGGUGACAAACUAAACACAUGGUCUGUUUCCAAUUCUCCAGCUGCUGUCAUCAAAUCGAACGAUGACGCUGACUUUUUAAUGAAAUCUCAUAUAGUUGCAGGUAGGUUUGAAGUACAAAAGGAUUCAAAUAUUAAAGAUUUCAAAUGGUUAGUGAAGGAAGAAAUUGCUGAAUUCGUUGAUCCAAAAUACUAUGAAAAAAUUAGCCAUUUGAUUAGCGAUGUCUAA